This is a messenger RNA of Nerophis ophidion (straightnose pipefish), 2155 nucleotides long. RefSeq names its product gastrula zinc finger protein XlCGF8.2DB-like. Bases 379 to 1722 code for a protein of 447 amino acids. Gene Ontology annotation, biological process: regulation of transcription by RNA polymerase II. The transcript is spliced from 3 exons. Lineage: Eukaryota; Metazoa; Chordata; Actinopteri; Syngnathiformes; Syngnathidae. Gene Ontology annotation, molecular function: RNA polymerase II cis-regulatory region sequence-specific DNA binding; DNA-binding transcription factor activity. The record is from RefSeq and is a predicted model, not a curated record.
UUGGCCCCGCCCCUAACCGACGCAUGCGUGGAGGCUAUGCGCUUCGCAGCAAAGUCCUCCUUUACUCCACACAGGCUUCUAAGCCUCGGAACAUCUACUAACUACACUUUAUUCAUCCUCCCUGUCAGCAUCAACUCCACUCGUCUCACUCAACUUUGACGAUUAUUAGGCCCGCUUAGCUUGCUCCUUGUUUUAGCGCGCUAGUUAGCUUAGCGUGCUAGUUAGUUUAGCUUGUUAGCCGCUAAGUUUUAGCGCGCUAGUUAGCUUAGCGUGCUAGUUAGCUUAGCUUGUUAGCCGCUAAGAAAGAGACGCGGAUUUGAUCAAAACAUCGCUUGGUUAAGAUCAAGUGUGAGUGUAAAGUGUUGUGAUUGUGUGAAAAUGUGCGAAAGAACCAUAGCAGAGUACGAAGGGGAACUUUCUCAGACAAAAGAGGACAACAAGAGACCACGUCAACUAUUGGAGGCUGUUUACCACAGAACAGACGUCCAGCAGCCCCCUCACUUUAUAGAGGAAGGGGAGGACCCACAUCCCCCCCACAUUAAAGAGGAAGAGGAGGAUCCACAGUUCCCCCACAUUAAAGAGGAAGAGGAGGAAGUGUGGAUGAGUGAGAAGGGAGAGUGUCUUCUAGGGCAGGAGGAGGCUGAUGUCAGCAAGUUUCCACGGACUGUUGUCUCUGUGAAGACUGAAGAGCAUGAAGACAAAGCAGCUGAGUCCUCACAGCUUCAUCACAGUCCAAACGUCCAGCAGGUGUCAGCAGAGAGUCAUGAAGAGAUUCCCUCCAAGCAGCAGGAGUGGAGCUCCAGUGUGGGACAGAAGGAGCUAAAGGCCCCCUCCCACAUUAAAGAGGAGCAGCUUCAUGAUGAAGAUGAAGCUCAGUCCUUACAGCUUCAUCACAGUCAAAGUGAGGAGAACAGAGGGGCGGAGCUUGUAAGUCAACACAUCACAGAAGCUGAUGGAGAGCAUUGGGAAGAUAUCAAGUCAGAACCAGACAGCAUCUUUGCUCCACUGUCAGACAUGGACCACAUGAUAUCAGACUCUUCUGAUGACAGUGACCACAUCCAAAAGCCUUUGGAGAGUAAAAAUGACUCUAAAGGUGAUACGAGACAUCACACUAACAACAAACUCUUUGACUGCUCUGAAUGUGGGAAAUCAUUUAGACGAAAGGGUCAUUUUACAGUGCACAUGAGAAUACAUACUGGAGAGAAACCUUUUACUUGCUCGGUUUGUCAGAAGAGUUUCUCCAGAAAGCAUCACAUGACUACACACAUGAGCACACACACUGGAGAGAAACCUUUUGCCUGCUCAGCUUGCGCCAAACGAUUCAACAGUAAGUAUGAAAUUAUGCUACACAUGAGAUUACAUACUGGAGAGAAACCUUUUACUUGCUCGGUCUGUAAGAAGAGUUUCCCCACAAAGCAACUCAUGACCAGACACAUGAGAACACACACUGGAGAGAAACCUUAUACUUGUCCUGUUUGUAAGAAGAGUUUCUCUUUAAAGUAUCAGAUGACCACACACAUGAAAACACAUUCUGAAGAGAAACCUUUUACUUGCACUUUUUGUAAGAGUAGUUUCUCCACAAAGCGUGACAUGGCCAGACACAUGAGAACACACACUGGAGAGAAACCGUUUAGUUGCACUGUGUGUGAUAAAAGGUUCAGGUUUAAGUAUAAUGUCAGUAAACACAAGUGUGUAAGAGUCAUGGAAGCUGCAGGGAUUUAAAAACACUUAAACAGUGAUUGUGCUACAUUUACUAUAAGAACACAGCAUGUUUAAUAUGAAUGUAGUGCUUCUCUUCUUCUACUGUUAAAUGUUGUCCUGUACUUACUUUUUAAUAUUGAAUAUCAUAUAUGUUGCUACCAUUUUAUUUUAUUCCUCAUCUUUGAAGAGAGGACAUCUUAUUAUUUUCAUUUGGGGUUUCUUCGUCUCUUAUAAAUCCACACAUUUUUUUAAUUGCAUUUUAUUGAUGUUAUUAUCCAAUUAUUAGUAUGAUCGAAUAAAAUUGUUAACAAAAUGUGGACUCUGGUAGAUUAGCAGCAUUGUUACAUCAUGGAUGUUAACUACUGCAAAACAUCCAAAAAGAAGAAAGUGAACUUUAGAGCCAUCGUGAGUGGAGAUGCUUGUUUUUAUUGCUGCGUUUGUACUUAUUUCACCU